AUGGCCGUUGCUAGUUUAAACAUGUCUCCAAUCUUCAGUGGAUAUCCUUUCCAAGGCCAGGGACGUGUGAACCAACUCGGUGGAGUGUUCAUAAAUGGACGACCUCUGCCGAACCACAUUCGCCUGCGCAUCGUUGAGAUGGCUGCGUCCGGAGUGCGACCAUGUGUGAUUUCCCGUCAACUGCGAGUAUCGCACGGAUGCGUCUCGAAGAUCCUGAACCGCUAUCAAGAGACAGGAUCGAUUCGUCCUGGUGUCAUCGGUGGCUCGAAGCCGCGCGUGUCGACGCCCGAGAUAGAGACGCGCAUCGAGGAGCUGCGUAAGGCCAAUCCCGGCAUCUUCAGCUGGGAGAUUCGCGAUCGUCUGAUCAAGGACGGUCUGUGCGAUAAAACGUCUGCGCCGUCGGUGAGCUCGAUCAGUCGCCUAUUGCGCGGUGGCCGCCGCGAAGAUGUAGAGCUCCGUGGCAAUCACUCGAUCAACGGCAUCCUGGGAGAAUCGUCCUGCGAGGAAGACAGCGACACUGAAUCCGAACCCGGUAUCACCUUAAAGCGCAAGCAGCGCCGCUCACGCACUACCUUCAACGGGGAGCAGCUGGAAGCACUGGAGAUUGCCUUCAGCCGCACGCAAUAUCCAGAUGUAUACACUCGGGAAGAGCUCGCCCAGAAGACUAAACUAACCGAAGCACGCGUACAGGUCUGGUUCUCGAACCGACGUGCUCGGUUGCGUAAACACAUGAGCUCCCAGCAGAUGGCCAGCUUUGGAGCGACUCAGUACUCGAAUCAGUUCGAGCAGCAGGCUGCCGCCGUCGCUGCCGUGGCGGUGUCCGCUUCCGGAUCGGGAUCUCCGAUGGGUGCGGGCGCGAUGCAAUCCUGGGCUCAAUGCUACUCAUCAACCAAUCAAGCCACGUCGGUGCAUGCGCCGUCGCAGACCUCCUAUAAUCCGUUGGCGCAGACCAUGAUUCACCCUACGUCAGCCACCAUGAGCCCGCCGGCCUCUAUGAGUCCACCGAGUUCGAUCAGCCCGCCAGCUUCUCACCCAGGAGCCCACUCCACCUCGACCUCGCCUAUCCCGCAACAUACAGCCAGUUCUGCUGCGAACGGACCCCACGGCUACAACUACUAUGCCAUGCUUGACAACACCACGCAUACUCCAACGCAGGCGCAGGUCCAUGCGCACCAUCCACACGCCCACGUCCUUCCCCAUGCACACGCCGGCCAGUUCGGUGCUACUCAGUCUUAUGCGGCCGUCACCGGAGGCUACCCGACGGCGGGUGCCACCCUCGAUGGGGCCAACUCCCAGUGGCAACGUACGGGCGGCGUUUCGCACAACAAGUCCACCACCGAAUGGGACGCAUAUAGCUCGUUUUUCUCGAACAACAUAGCCCACCAUCAUCCGCAUCACCACCCACACGCGUCCGCUCACUACCAAUCGGCGGCAGCUGUUGCCGCUGUGGCGGCUGAGGCCAAAUCCGGCUAUCCUUACUUCGGUCAGCUAGGUGGUCUGGAGAUGAGUCGCCUCCACUGCUAG
Anopheles coustani is the source of this 1524-nucleotide messenger RNA. RefSeq names its product protein gooseberry-like. The record is from RefSeq and is a predicted model, not a curated record. The transcript has 3 exons. Gene Ontology annotation, biological process: regulation of transcription by RNA polymerase II; anatomical structure development. The coding region runs from base 1 to 1524 and encodes 507 amino acids. Lineage: Eukaryota; Metazoa; Arthropoda; Insecta; Diptera; Culicidae. Gene Ontology annotation, molecular function: DNA-binding transcription factor activity, RNA polymerase II-specific; RNA polymerase II cis-regulatory region sequence-specific DNA binding.